GAAGAACGAGAUGCGCUGGUCUCGCUGCAAGCAUUGCGGCUCUCAGUGGACCCCGUUCCAGCCAUACACGCCCUCCUCCUUCGGCACGCCUGGUGGAGUCUGGUCAGCUGGCUUCAGUGGCAGCCUGCCGUUCUCCCCUUUUGCUGCUGCUCAAGGGCCUCCAGGCACCUUCGCGCUCGGCGACAAUGGUGGAGGCAAAGGUGGCAAGUCACCAGGCGGUCCAGUCAAGCCAGAGUCCCUUCUCUCUCGGGAAGAGCAUGCGUCUUUGGCGGAGUUGCUGGCCAAGUCUGGCGACGCGCUGGGAGCGGCCAAGCAUCGUGAGCUGGCCAAGCCUCCACCUGCGGUCAAGGAGCCCACCCUGCAGCACCAGGUCUCCAUGGCCCACAGCAAGCUGCGCGGCCUCGAGAGGAAGUUGCAGGGCGCUGUUCAGAGGUACGAGGAGUGGUCGGCGCAGAUGGUGGAGCAGCGUGCAUUGGUCACCAAGUCCACUGAGGAGUGCGAGCAGGCCGACGCUGAGCAUCGUCGACUUGUGGCCGCCCUACAUGCUCAGACGUCAGCGGCUGACUUGCAGAAGGAGCCAGUUGACAAAGCCGUGCCAUGUUCGCUGUCUUCGAUCAUGGACGGGUCCUUCACCGACAAGCUGGUCAUCGACCCCUCGGAGCUGCUCGGUGGCGUCGAGGAUUUCGAGCUCUCGGAGGCUGACAAGGAGGAGCUCGAGAAGAGGGGCAACCAGCUGCGAGAGGGCAUCCAAAAGUUGGCACAGCGUCUUUUUCGCGCAGGAAGACUGACGAAGGUGCAGCUCCUGGCGAUGACGGAGGUGGUGGUGCUGAGGCAGCCGCAGCCGAUUCUGCCACUGGUCCUGCGGCAGCAGCAGCGCAGCCUACGGAGGUGGAUGCUGAAGCUACCGCUUCUGCUGCUCUACGCCAGCGG
Molecule: messenger RNA, 930 nt
Organism: Prorocentrum cordatum
Lineage: Eukaryota; Dinophyceae; Prorocentrales; Prorocentraceae
Source: the annotation of a GenBank genome assembly